Molecule: messenger RNA, 1143 nt
Organism: Erigeron canadensis
Lineage: Eukaryota; Viridiplantae; Streptophyta; Magnoliopsida; Asterales; Asteraceae
Product: F-box/FBD/LRR-repeat protein At2g04230-like
Exons: 3
Coding region: 1-1143 (380 amino acids)
Molecular function (GO): protein binding
Source: RefSeq, a predicted model, not a curated record
AUGGAUGACAGAAGGAUCAUCAGAUCAGAAAAAGACCGAUUAAGCUCUUUGCCAGUUGAACUUAAACACACCAUUCUAUCUUAUCUCGAGCUGAAAGAUGUGGUUCAGACUAGUGCAUAUUCUAGGGAAUGGAGGUAUACGUGGACUGCGAUGCCACAUCUUAAGCUAAAUAGUAGCCAAUUUCCUAGCAUGUCUGUUUUUUCCAAAUUUGUGAAAGACAAUCUGUCUAGUAUUUGCGACAAUCCAAUGGAAGUUUCUGCAAUUGAUCUAACAUUCAAAGGAGCAGCUACUCGCCUUUCUGUUAAAAGUGUUGUAGAAUAUGCGUAUAUGCGUAAUGUUAGCCAACUAACUCUUACGCGAAUCAGUAGGAAGUUACAUCAGUUCCCCGGGUAUCUUUUCAGUGCUUCCCAACUCAAACAUCUCACCCUAGCAACCACUUGUCAAUCUUUUUAUCUACAAUAUGCCAGCAGCAUACCGAAAGUGGACUGGGAUUUCCCGGAGUUAGAAACACUAGUUUUGAAGAAUAUGCAUUUAGGUGAUGCCACCGAUGGAAACCUCAACCUGUUUUCAAAGUGUACGAAACUAAAGGAUCUCACUUUACACAAGUGUUGCAUGUUUGGGUUGGAUAUUUUCAAUAUCUGUGCUCCGGAACUUUGUAACCUUACAAUUAUAGAAGGAAUCUCAUUUCCAAAUGUAUGCAAUGUGGUUGCUCCUAAACUGAAGAACUUGAUUACAUCAGUUAGGGCUUCUGUUGAUCGAGUUCCUGUAGCAUUUGAUUCUCUGAUAUUGGCCUCGGAGGGCCUUGAUUCAUUAGAAAAUGUGAAUCUUUCCUUUUCAAUGCCCGUUGUCAAUAAGGAAAGGUUUAUACCGGUGCUACUCAAUUUGUUUCAGACACUUCACAAUGCCAAAUACUUGACUAUUGAAACUGACAUCAUCGAGAUUCUCUCAAUGUGGCCCGGACAAAUCUCCCUUGGACCUUGUCCGUUUGAAAGAUUGGAGCAUUUGAAAAUAAACAAGACACCGUUGAAGAAAAGGGACAGUAUUACCACAGUAAACGCUGAAGUCAGAAACUACUUUCUUGGGAACUCUCCGGCUGGUGCAACAUUUAUCAUGGAUUUACCUCAGGAUAUGAUUGUUUCAUAA